Molecule: messenger RNA, 261 nt
Organism: Acanthocheilonema viteae
Lineage: Eukaryota; Metazoa; Nematoda; Chromadorea; Rhabditida; Onchocercidae
Source: the annotation of a GenBank genome assembly
UUUGAGUUGAUUUGUUUGUUGGAUGAUUGGCUGGUUGGUUGUUGGUUGAUUGGUUGGUCUGAUUCCUCGGUCAAUAGGUUGAUUGAUUGGUUGUUUGCUUGGUUGGUUGGUCGCCAGACUCCUCAGUUGAUUGCUUUUUGGUUCAACUCCUCGGUAGGAAAUGGUUCACCAAAAAAUGGUAAUUCACGUGACAAGGAACACACUCGUGAGAAGAAACGGUUCUAUAAUCUUAAGGCGGCUAAACAUGAUGGGAACGAUUAG